Spodoptera littoralis (African cotton leafworm) is the source of this 1113-nucleotide messenger RNA. The record is from the annotation of a GenBank genome assembly. Lineage: Eukaryota; Metazoa; Arthropoda; Insecta; Lepidoptera; Noctuidae.
GAUGAAUUAGUCGUUUCGUUACUCUAUGCUUAUGUCCUUUUUAAAAGAAAUAUCAUUCGGAUGCAUAGAGUUUUUCAGACGUACGGUAUCUGCGUACCGUAUUGACAUUUGACACAACAAAUACAUUUCAAAAAGCUAUACAUAUUUGAUACAAAAAUGAGAAAAAUUGAAACAAAAUGGGAGACCGUGACAACAACAACCUGAUACCGUUCUUCGCUGGAAUGUUCGUCGGUGCUGGCAUACUCACCUUGAUUUACAAAUUCUUAUUAUCUGAAAAACCAAAGAAACCGAUGAAAAUGAACCAGCAAAUUAGUGCUCAAUUCAAGUGCACAUGCUCGAAAGAAAAAGAACGCUCCAAGCCGUGUAAACUCCACGGCGGCGGCGGCGCAGACUAAUGCGUGAAUAAGAACUUUUUUCUCUCCCAACAAGAAAAAAGAAGAACACAACGUCAAUGUCAAUUGCUCCGUCAGUGAAAUCAAACAAAGAUGGGUGUCCGCAACAAUAUUACAUAAAUUAUUUUUUCCGUAACAUCGAAAGUCGCACCGGUCACAAGAACAACCGCUAAAAAAAUAUAAACAAGUCAUAUCAAAUUGAAAUUUAAUUAUGUGCGAUUGUUUAGAAGAAAAACAGCGGAAGGAGCGAGAACGUGCACAAAGACUUGCAGCACGUAGGUUCCGUGGUGGACUAUACGGACCAGCAGGCGGUGCGUACGAUGGUGUGGAUGGCGAAGGAGCCUUUGGUCCGGAGGGCGGCUAUGACGAGUAUGGUAACUGGGUUCCACCUCGGGACCCGCCCUCGCGCUUCACUCCCGUGCGGAUCCUGCUUGGAACGGCUGGCCUACUAUUAGCUCUUCUCGCAUUGUUCUUGAAGACCGCCGACACCAGUUCCUCACCAUUUCUCCACAAACUCUGUUUUUCAUAUCUUGCUCCUAAGCAAGACCCAAAUGCAACUUUAGAUAGUGCGGCCCUUGAAGCUAAGCGACAACGCUGCCUAGAGCAAAAGAAAGAAAAAUUGGCUAGAGAAGCUGCUGCUGCUGCUGCAUCUGAUAAAUGCAAAAAUAAAAAAUAAACUAUCGAACCAUCUUUAUAUUUUAAUAAACAACUAAAGCGAACA